Rotaria sordida is the source of this 491-nucleotide messenger RNA. Lineage: Eukaryota; Metazoa; Rotifera; Eurotatoria; Philodinida; Philodinidae. The record is from the annotation of a GenBank genome assembly.
AUGGUUGCCAUCAUCGGAACAGCACUACAUUGGUCGGAUAUACUAGUUUUAUUACUCUAUUUUUUGCUCAUUCUCGGCUUUGGAGUUUGGAGUUCAUGCAAGAAUCGUGGCAGUGUUGGUGGAUAUUUUCUUGCUGGUCGUUCAAUGCAUUUUAUACCGGUGGGCGCAUCCUUAUUUGCAUCGAACAUUGGCAGUGGUCAUUUCAUUGGCCUUGCUGGAUCUGGUGCCUCAAGCGGCAUUGCUGUUGCUGGUUAUGAAAUAGGUGCGGUUCAUUGGCUGAUGGUACUCGGUUGGUUAUUCGUUCCAAUUUAUAUGAAAGCAGAAGUAUUCACAAUGCCACAAUAUAUAAAAAUGCGUUACGGUGGUGAACGUAUUCGAGUUUAUUUAACAUGUCUUGCACUAAUGUUAUCAAUCUUUACCAAAAUAUCUGUUGAUCUCUAUUCCGGUGCUAUUUUCCUCCAACAAGCUUUAAAUUGGAAUCUAUAUGCCUC